AUGCAUAUCACCUCCAGCAUCAUCAGCCUCCUGCUGGCUUCAGCCACACGUGUUGCCUUCGCGGAGAAGCACAACAAGGCCAAGGAUGCCGUUCUCCUCUCAAAUGUCCGGAGCCUAACCCUUCAACAAGGCAAAAGCACUACGGGACGACGAUCAGACUCAUUGCCUCAACUCACAUGCGUCGGCGGCAACGGUCAGGGCCACUACGACGUCGAUGUCAUGCAAUGCAAGAAUUCAGGCAGUGAAUACGACUCAGAAGACAUCCAGUGGACCUGUCACGCCUCGCUACCGCCGGAGUUCAAGCUGGGCAGUACGGAAGUGAUCUGCGAGGGGUACGAUUCUCCUGACGACCAACAUGUGCUCAAGGGCAGUUGCGGGGUUGAGUACCGUCUCAUCUUGACUGAGCUGGGAGAAGGGAAGUAUGGGAGGAACUUUGGGGGAAACCCUAUACGAAAGGAUCAGAAGGAGGAGGUCCAUGAGAAGCCACAGAUGACGCCGGCGGCGGAAGCGUUCAGACUAUUGUUCUGGCUUGUUUUCAUUAUCGUUGUCUUCAUCAUCAUCUACAGGAUCUCCGGCAGAGACGCUGCUCGAGACCUCCGACUGCCAGAUCCACCUGGAGGCUAUUGGGGAGGCGGAGGAGGUGGUGACGACGGUAACGAUCCGCCACCGCCAUACACUCCGCGAGCGCCCCCGCAACCCAAAGCAAGGCGAGGUCCCUCCUACAGUGCCUCUUCUCGCACCACAAACUCUGGUCCUGGAUUCUGGAGUGGUGCUGGUCUCGGGGGCGCUGCUGGGUACGCCGCUGGUAACUACAUGGGUGGUCGCUCGGAGCGAAAUCGACAGCAGCAGCAGAACACGUAUGCUGCCCCAGGACCUUCGACGUACAACCAAGGAGGUGGAUCGUCGUGGUUUGGCGGAGGUGGUGGAGGAGCUGGUCCGUCGACGUACGGUGGAGGAGGCUCGCCUUCGUUUGGUGGCGGCUCAUCGACGCCGAGCAGCAGUCGUUAUGAGUCUACUGGCUUUGGAGGAACUCGAAGACGGUAG
Molecule: messenger RNA, 1044 nt
Organism: Saxophila tyrrhenica
Lineage: Eukaryota; Fungi; Ascomycota; Dothideomycetes; Mycosphaerellales; Extremaceae
Exons: 2
Coding region: 1-1044 (347 amino acids)
Biological process (GO): regulation of store-operated calcium entry
Cellular component (GO): endoplasmic reticulum membrane
Source: RefSeq, a predicted model, not a curated record